Messenger RNA from Racocetra persica, 1559 nucleotides. The record is from the annotation of a GenBank genome assembly. NCBI's taxonomy places the organism in Eukaryota, Fungi, Glomeromycota, Glomeromycetes, Diversisporales, Gigasporaceae.
AUGAAUAACGACAAUACACAACGAAGUUAUGGUUAUGAUACAACACCAGACUCCAAUAUUCAUUAUGUUCCGAGUCAAGCUGGGACAGAUACAUAUAAUCACCAGUCCAAACGAAGAAGAAAAAAUACACUACCGGGUCAAAUAUCUAAUGACUAUCUUUCCACAUUGCGAGGACCGGAUCAGGUUUAUGCCUCAACGCAAAUUCGAGAUGUGCAAACUACUGGUUAUCAACACAACUCGAUAUCAGCGCAUAAUAAUACUUCACAACCAUUGACAUUUGAAGCACCUGUGAAUAAUCAACAGGUAACACUUAAUAAUACACGAACACUAUCUAUCGACUCGAAUCAUAGUAUAUACGGUCAAACUCCGAAACCUUUGCCUAGCUCUAUUAAGAUGAGCUCGGCACCGAAUGUCAAUCCUCAGCGUCAAAUUUCACAAACCAUUAAUGGAAUCAGUGAUAAUCCGAAUUGGUAUUAUUCGGUUCAGAACAAUGUUGGUCACACCAACCCAAUGCUAUCUAACGGUCAAUUUGCGACGCAGGAUCUUAACACGGAUGCUAUGUUUCCUAGACAACAAAUGACAAUGUUGGCUUCAGCACAGGGUCGAGAUGUGCAGCAACGACCUGUUCAUACGAUACAAUCACAGUCUAGUGAUCAUAAUUCUGUGACGCAACAAAACUUGCAAGGGUGUUGGCUAUUGCCACAACCUUCUUUCUAUUUUACUCCACCAAUUGAGUCAUCGAUCAAUAAUACAUUACAAUCAGAACUACCAUCGCCUACUUUUAAUUCAAUCCCCACAGAACCCAGAAUAUCUAUUGGCCAAACGUCACAGUUUGGUCAACAGAGUCUCAUGGAAAUAGCUGAUGGAUUAGAGAAAAAACUAGAUAAAUCAUUAACUUUAUUAGAGUCAAACGAUCAAGCUACUUGGCGUAAAGUGUGUGAAGAUAUCGCAAGUUAUAUAAAAAAUACUAAAAAAUAUAAUCAAGAAAUCUUUCUUUUCCCUGAAAUUCAGAAUAAACUUUAUUUAUGUUUAAAGCUGAUACGGUAUUGUAGAGAUGACUGCAUGAAAUUCGCAAUAGACGUCUUUCAGACAGUUGUAGACAAUCCACAUCUCGUUUCAGGAGUUCAAGUGCAGAUGCAAUUUCAGCAAUGGUUUAAAGAGCUUAAUCAAAAUUACUACGCUUCUCAACGGAGCAUAUCGCGCAAUGAUAAACCGCCAAUAACAGUUUCCGAUAGUAUUUCUUCUGUUAUCGGAAGCCAUGGUGCACCACGAAUUAGUACAUGUCAGAUUCAGCCGACGCGACCUGUGCGUCAGCAACAGCCUUCACUAUCCGUGACCCAUCCAAUACCACAACGACGUUCUACCAGUAGUAAUAUUGAACGGGUGGAUCGUUCAAAAUGGGCGGGUAGAUUAAUUGAUCAUGCCUGGAGUUUCGGAAUUUCUCCACAUGACGUUCAAUCAUUAGUACAGCAGUCAUUAGUACAACAUAAUUCAGCGUUCAUUUCGAUUGCAAAAGAAUCAAUAUAUAUUUCCCAGGAAACAUUCAACCGGAUAUGGAG